UUCCGCCCUUUCCUCUCUCCCUUCGCAGAGAGCGCUUGCACAUCCCCCUUCUCUUUAGAACGCGCACAACUAACUUCGGGGACAACCGCUGGCCAGUAGAUAAUACAGGAUAGUCUACCCGUCGCACAGUGACAGAACUGAGACGCAAGGUUGAAGGAGGCCAUUUGAAAUCGGACCUUCAACAUCAUUCUCACUCUUGUUCGACUGCAGAGGACUGGGUACAAUUGUUAUCAACAAAUUCAAUUUUCAACAUUUGUUCUUGGGGGACUUUUAUGCAAAAUGAACCAGAAGAAUGUGAUGCUGUUUCAAUGUGUGCUCCUGUUGUGGCUGGGCACCUGUCUAAGCCAAAGGGACUGUACAAGCGUGGAUUGUCCAGUGUUGGACAACUGCAUUGAGGAGGUUUUGGAGAAGGGAGCUUGCUGUGCCACCUGUGUUAAAAUAGGAUGCUCAUGUGAAGGUUACCAGUACUAUGACUGCAUCCAUGCAGGAUUCCGGAAUGGUAAAGUUCCAGAGGGAGAAUCUUACUUUGUGGAUUUCGGAAGCACAGAAUGUUCUUGUCCACAGGGAGGCGGGAGGAUCGGGUGCCAUUUCAUCCCGUGUCCCGAGAUCCCUCCAAACUGCAUCGCUGUUGCGGAACCCGCGGAUGGAUGUCCGCAGUGCGAGCGCAUUGGCUGUAUCCAUAUUAACCAGAAAUACGAGGCAGGUCACUCCUUCCAGAUGGACCCUUGUCAGGUGUGUCACUGUCCUAAUGAUGGCGGGAGCCUGAUGUGUUCCCCUAUCCCUGACUGUGACUCGGGUAACGUUAAGAAGCCCAUGAUAGCAACAACCACACAGAACAACGACCCUCCGAGAGACCUCAGCAAACUGCAUGAUAACAAACAGACAAGCCCGCUAGACCCAUUCGCCACCGCUAACACCCUACCUCUUUACAAAGAGGAGCCAUCCGUCCUGGAUGAAGAUGAGGAUUAUGACUACACACUGCCUGACCCCACAUCUACCACUCCACAAAACCUGGUCCAGCCAACAGAAUCUACCACUCCACAAGACCUGGUCCAGCCAACAGAAUCUACCACUCCACAAGAUCUGGUCCAGCCAACAGAAUCUACCACUCCACAAGACCUGGUCCAGCCAACAGAAUCUACCACAGUGUCACCAUCCUAUGCUGAGACAAGCUCUUCUCCUUAUGAGAUUUUUAAUGACCUGAGGCAGGAGCUGAGAGAGAGACUAGGAACAUACGAUCAGGAGCGAACAGAGGAGGCGACCGUUACUGAGGAUCCACAUCACAUAGAUCAGACCACCUCAAUGGCCCAGGGUGAGUCAACAACAUCAACAACUAAACAGGAAGUGACCUCAGAGAGCCAAAGGCGUCAACAGGAGGUUGUUGACCGGGACAGCAGGCAUCACAGAGACAGUGACAGAAUGAUGAAGAGUGACAGUUCGGAGGACGUCACACCAACUGUCCGUAGUGACAAGGGAGUGAGACACACUGGCCUCCACGAACAAAGAGACAGCCACAGCAGUCACCACCAUGAUGGCAGUCCUUUAUCCCAAAGUCAUGGAAGGCACCUUGAGGAGCAGCGUGAGAAGCAGCGUGAGCAGCCCAGAACGCCCCAGAGUAAACCUGACCAGGAGUCUUCAUUCCCCACAGAGAAGUUCAGCCCGACCAGCAGAGCUCCUGUCACGAGGGAGGAGGGAGUCCAGCUGGCCAGGAGACAGCCCCACACCCUCUUCAACUACCAGGGCCCAAACGAACAGCCUGGAAACACUGAGGUUUCUUCCAAGGAGUUGGUGGAGACCUGCUGUGGGACAGGGGAGAAGUGGGCCUCAGCCAAUGGCCACUGCAGCAACAUGGAGCUCCCCAGAGAGGACAGACACUCCAUCUGUCGGACGGCUCAGAGACAGUGCUGUCUGGGCUCUCUGAAGGAGAGUCGCUGUUUCUCUGGUAUGAAUGCAGCCAGAGAGGGAGUUGUGUGUGAGGUGGACAACAAUGACCAGUGUGGAGCUGACUCCUUCAAGGAGUGUUGUAGCUGCUGCUCUCUGGGGCUGAGGUUCCGUAGGGAGGGCCACCGCUGUGAGGCCCAUCAGUACCUGGGCUACCCCUGCAGCCACGUCUUCCUCACCUGCUGUGAGGGAGAGGAGGAGGUGGCGAGAGAGGAGGGGGAGGGAGACGGCUUGCACACCCUCAGAGAGAGGCCUGUGCUUAACCCGACUGCAGUGCCAAAGAGAGUGUCAGACAGUCCGUUCCCUAAAGAGGCCUUCUCCAUCGGGGAGGAGGAGGAGAAGGAGAGGGAGAAUACGGUGGAGGGCCCUCCGGAGGUGGAGGAUGUAGAUGAGUGCCAGUUUUACCAGGGAACACUAUGCCACCACAGGUGUAUCAACACCCCUGGCUCCUUCAGGUGUGCCUGCUACCCUGGCUAUGUACUGCAGAAGGACGAGGUCAGCUGUGUGCCAGAGACGGUAGAUGAAGAGAACAAGUUGAGAGAGGAUGACAGGCCAGAGGUGGAGUCUACCUCCACCACACCCUCCACCACUCCAACCUCUGUUAACCCCUGUGAGGGAAAUGGCCUCUGUAUGCAACAGUGCUCCUCAGUGGCUGGUAGACCUGGCUGCUCCUGUUUCCCUGGAUUCUCUCUGAUGGCUGACGGACAAUCCUGUGAAGAUAUCAAUGAGUGUUUGAUGUCCACUCGUACCUGUCAGAUGAACGAGAGAUGUGUGAACACGGCUGGUAGUUUUGUGUGUCGGCGUCAGAUCACCUGCUCUCUGGGUUACCAGAUCAACAACGACGUCUGUGAAGAUGUUGAUGAGUGUUUUCAGGGGACUCAUGACUGUGGGCCAGGCUUUGAGUGUGUGAACAGUGAGGGCUCGUUCAGGUGUAAUGCCAAACCUCGCUGCUCCAUGGGCUUCACACAGGACACACAUGGAAACUGCAUUGACAUAGAUGAAUGUGGUGUAGUGGGCCAGCCCUGCAGUCCAGGCUUUAACUGUAUCAACACUGUGGGAUCCUACAGCUGCCAGAGGAAGAUCAUAAUGUGUAGCCGUGGUUACCAUGCCAGCCCAGACGGAGCCAGAUGCAUAGAUGUGGAUGAGUGUCAGAGCGCUCUACACCACUGUGGGGAGGGACAGAUCUGCCACAACCUGCCCGGCUCCUACCGCUGUGACUGCCAGACGGGCUACCAGUACGACAUGUUCAGGAAGACUUGUGUGGAUGUGAACGAGUGUUGGCGCUACCCUGGCCGCCUUUGUGCCCAGACCUGUGAGAACACCCCGGGAUCCUAUCAGUGUUCCUGCACCGCUGGGUUCAGCUUAUCCAGGGAUGGCAAGAACUGUGAAGAUGUGAAUGAGUGUCUGACCAACCCCUGCAGUCAGGAGUGUGCCAACAUCUAUGGCUCCUACCAGUGUUACUGCAGACAGGGCUCCUACCUAAGGGAGGAUGGACACACCUGUGAAGACAUUGAUGAGUGUGCCCAGAGCAUUGGCCACCUGUGUUCCUUUAAGUGUGUCAACGUCCCAGGGAGCUACCAGUGUGCCUGUCCCGAGUACGGUUACACCAUGUCUCCCAACGGACGCUCCUGCAGAGACAUAGACGAGUGUACCAUCGGGGCCCAUAACUGCUCCUUGGCUGAGACCUGCUACAACAUCCAGGGAGGCUUUCGCUGUCUGUCCUUCGACUGUCCACAGAACUACCGCAAAUCCUCUGACAUGCGCUGUGAACGACAGAGCUGCCCCAACUUGCUGGACUGUCAGAACUCUCCUCUCAGGAUCACCUACUACCACCUGAGCUUCCAAACCAACAUCGUCAUCCCUGCCCAAAUCUUCCGCAUCGGCCCCUCCCCCGCCUACUCCGGGGACAAUGUCAUCAUCAGCAUCACCCAGGGCAACUUGGAGAACUACUUUAGCACGCGGAAGCUGAACGCCUACACGGGCGCGGUGUACAUGCACAGGCAGGUGCGUGAGCCACGGGACUUUCUGAUCGAUGUGGAGAUGAAGCUGUGGAGACAGGGCACCUUCACUACGUUCCUGGCCCGGAUCUAUGUCUUCAUCACGGCCAACUCACUCUAAAAGACUGGCCCCCAGCCUCACCCUACUUCCACCCUUGUCCCACCCUCUCAAUGGACAGCCCAUCCCCUUCUAUACCCCUAGGCCUACCACUCAAUGGACAGCCCAUCCCCUUCUAUCCCCCUUGCCCCACCCCCUCAAUGGACAGCCCAUCCCAUUCUAUCCCCCUAGCCCUACCCCUCAAUGGACAGCCCAUCCCCUUCUAUCCCCCCUAGCUCUACCCCUCAAUGGCAGCCCAUCCCCUUCUAUCCCCCCUAGCUCUACCCCUCAAUGGACAGCCCAUCCCCUUCUAUCCCCCUAGCUCUACCCCUCAAUGGACAGCCCAUCCCCUUCUAUCCCCCCUAGCCAUACCCCUCAAUGGACAGCCCAUCCCUUUCUAUCUCCCUAGCCCUACCCCUCAAUGGACAGCCCAUCCCAUUCUAUCCCCCCUAGCUCUACCCCUCAAUGGACAGCCCAUCCCCUUCUAUCUCCCUAGCUCUACCCCUCAAUGGACAGCCCAUCCCCUUCUAUCCCCCCUAGCUCUACCCCUCAAUGGACAGCCCAUCCCCUUCUAUCCCCCCUAGCUCUACCCCUCAAUGGACAGCCCAUCCCCUUCUAUCUCCCUAGCUCUACCCCUCAAUGGACAGCCCAUCCCCUUCUAUCCCCCCCUAGCUCUACCCCUCAAUGGACAGCCCAUCCCCUUCUAUCCCCCCUAGCUCUACCCCUCAAUGGACAGCCCAUCCCCUUCUAUCCCCCUAGCCUCAAUGGACAGCCCAUCCCCUUCUAUCCCCCUAGCUCUACCCCUCAAUGGACAGCCCAUCCCCUUCUAUCCCCCCUAGCUCUACCCCUCAAUGUACAGCCCAUCCCCUUCUAUCCCCCUAGCUCUACCCCUAAAUGGACAGCCCAUCCCCUUCUAUCCCCUCUAGCCAUACCCCUCAAUGGACAGCCCAUCCCCUUCUAUCCCCCUAGCUCUACCCCUCAAUGGACAGCCCAUCCCCUUCUAUCCCCCCUAGCUCUACCCCUCAAUGGACAGCCCAUCCCCUUCUAUCCCCCUAGCUCUACCCCUCAAUGGACAGCCCAUCCCCUUCUAUCCCCCCUAGCUCUACCCCUCAAUGGACAGCCCAUCCCCUUCUAUCCCCCUAGCUCUACCCCUCAAUGGACAGCCCAUCCCCUUCUAUCCCCCCUAGCUCUACCCCUCAAUGGACAGCCCAUCCCCUUCUAUCCCCCCUAGCUCUACCCCUCAAUGGACAGCCCAUCCCCUUCUAUCCCCCUAGCUCUACCCCUCAAUGGACAGCCCAUCCCCUUCUAUCCCCCCUAGCUCUACCCCUCAAUGGACAGCCCAUCCCCUUCUAUCCCCCUAGCUCUACCCCUCAAUGGACAGCCCAUCCCCUUCUAUCCCCCCUAGCCCUACCCCUACAAUGGACAGCCCAUCCCCUUCUAUCCCCCCUAGCUCUACCCCUCAAUGGACAGCCCAUCCCCUUCUAUCCCCCCUAGCUCUAUCCCUCAAUGGACAGCCCAUCCCCUUCUAUCCCCCCUAGCUCUACCCCUCAAUGGACAGCCCAUCCCCUUCUAUCCCCCCUAGCUCUACCCCUCAAUGGACAGCCCAUCCCCUUCUAUCCCCCCUAGCUCUACCCCUCAAUGGACAGCCCAUCCCCUUCUAUCCCCCCUAGCUCUACCCCUCAAUGGACGGCCCAUCCCCUUCUAUCCCCCCUAGCUCUACCCCUCAAUGGACAGCCCAUCCCCUUCUAUCCCCCUAGCUCUACCCCUCAAUGGACGGCCCAUCCCCUUCUAUCCCCCUAGCCUUAAUGGACAGCCCUUCCCCUUCUAUCCCCCUAGCUCUACCCCUCAAUGGACAGCCCAUUUGUUUCCUACCAUACUGACCGUCUAGUAGACGAGUUGCCCAGUUUUAUACCACACUGAUGAUAUCAAAAAGUAGUUUUGCACUGUUAACAAAAAAACGAUUCAACUUAAAAAGUUAAGUUACCUGGCUGCCUUACAAUCGGUUACGUCAACUAGUAGUUCAAAUUAGUUGACAAAACAUAAUAUGAGUGACAUUAGUUUAUCAAGUUGAUUCAACUUGAAAUCUUAAGUCAGUGGGCUAGAGGUAACAUUAGUUUUUACAGUGUAGAGAAGGGCUCUCCAACCCCAGUUGUAACUAACCCGAUUCAGCUUAUCAACCAGCUAAUUAUUAGAAUCAGGUGUGCUAGCUUCGGGUUGGAACGAAAACGUACAGGAUGGUAGUUCUCCAGGAACAGGGUUGGGGAUCCCUGGUGUUAGCGUGUUGUUGUCUUUAACCCACUAAGACAGGUUGUGUCAGGGCCUCAAUCCAAAUUCUCUCUUUUCUAUCUCCCUUAAGCUGCUGUUCCUUUCUAUCCUCUUGAAGAAUGUUGUACCACUAUGGUAAUUUAAUAUCACAGUAUAUUAUGACAUGUAUUUGUAUUUACUGUAUGUAUUAUUCAGACACAUUAGAUAUGACUGGAUGUAUCAUAUUUUGUUCCGCUAUUUUCAUAAGCUGCAAAUUAUUUUUAGUAAAAAUGAAAACUACACAAACUGUUUUAUGUUCCGUGUCUACCGUAUGACCUAUAACAGUAGCUGUAUCCGAUGAGCAGAUUCAAAUGAAAUACAAGGCGUGUUUUUUUUACACAUAAAAUCCAACUGAAGAAAAGUAUUCAAUUGAAUUGACUUAAAAGUAAACCAAAUUAGUGCUACUCCUGUUUAUGUUCGUUCACACAGUACAAGUGAAUCCAGAAGUGGUUCCAAUGUUAGCACCAUGUCAGAACAUGUUAUACUGUUAAUAUACAUGCUUAUUUACAUACCUUUUCACACCUCCCUAGUGAGAUCACCACCGUCAAACCGACAAUAUCAAAUAUAAAAACAACAUACAUGUUUUAUGAUGACUAAUCAAAACCAGGGCUAUUAUCAUAAUAAAAACAUAUUAUCUUAUUUAUAAUAAUAUAAUGAAUCACUGUAUGAAGCAGAUGAUUUUAAAGUAGCUGUCCAGUGUUUCCAGAUUUCUAUGAAUAAUUAAUUACAAUAUGAGUGAAUGUUUAUUUUUUACCCCAACUCUGAUAUUGUAGCACUUGUUGAAAGAGUAACAUCUCCAUCUACAGGAUAUUGUGUGUUCUACACUCAGUAUUUGGUUCUACACCAUUGCUGCAUGGCUGGAAUUCAAUCCAACUCACAAUGGAAAUGUAAAAGACGCGUCAUAAAGGCUUGGGUUUUGAGCCAAAA
This is a messenger RNA of Salmo salar (Atlantic salmon), 7266 nucleotides long. RefSeq names its product fibulin-2. Gene Ontology annotation, cellular component: extracellular region. NCBI's taxonomy places the organism in Eukaryota, Metazoa, Chordata, Actinopteri, Salmoniformes, Salmonidae. Gene Ontology annotation, molecular function: calcium ion binding. The record is from RefSeq and is a predicted model, not a curated record.